This is a messenger RNA of Gambusia affinis (western mosquitofish), 8454 nucleotides long. Its product is annotated as serine/threonine-protein kinase DCLK2-like. Gene Ontology annotation, biological process: intracellular signal transduction; protein phosphorylation. The transcript is spliced from 16 exons. NCBI's taxonomy places the organism in Eukaryota, Metazoa, Chordata, Actinopteri, Cyprinodontiformes, Poeciliidae. Gene Ontology annotation, cellular component: microtubule cytoskeleton. The coding region runs from base 851 to 3028 and encodes 725 amino acids. The record is from RefSeq and is a predicted model, not a curated record. Gene Ontology annotation, molecular function: protein kinase activity; ATP binding.
AGGGCGGGGUGGAUCCAGCCGGUGUCUCCUCUCUGCUGCAGCGGCCAUGCUGCUGUCCGCCGCCUCGCUCCGCGCAUCCCGCUCCUCCGCAGGUGAAACCGGCCGCCGCUGCAUCCCCGCGUCCCGGGUUGACUCACAGGCCCGGCGCGGCUAGGCUCGGCCGCAGCGGUUCGCCCGAACUGGAUCCGCCGGAACGGUGCGGAACGCGGCGGCGGUGAGGAGGGGGAGGAAGAGGAGAAAGGCUCCUUAGCAACAAACCGGUUUCAUGGCAUUAUUGGGAUGGACAGGACACUGCGGAUUAAACUUUGACCUGUGCCAAAAAGCCCCAAAAUGAACUGGAUCAGAGAGAUAAUGGUUUAUUGAUUUGGGUUUUAAGCAGGACGGGUUUCGCUUGGUUUGUUCGAAAGCCAGACAGCUGAGGUUAUGGUUGGGUCAGAGAGACUGCAGUGAAUUAGCCUCAGGGAUUGAAUAUAUGAGGUCAAAGAUGAUUGGCAGGUCCUCUUAGUGUUCAUCUAGAACUCUGAGGUUCUUGAUUGGCCCAACAAUAAGAUAUCUAAAUUCUUAGCUUAGCAUUUUUAAGGUCCACUGUUCCACUUUGGUAGAGUACCACUGGAUUUACACCCUGAUGUGAAAACAUUCCUGAACCACACUGGACCAGAAUUGGUGAUAAAAGAUCACCACUGGAUUUUGCCAAUCCUGAUACUGUUUGAGGACCAAAUAUUACUGGUUUGAAUGGGAAUAUUAGCCCUCUUGAACUGGGUUCGGACCACUUGACCAAGAAUUGACUCGUUUUUUGGAAUAUGAAUCUUAAAUCGGAUGAUCUCUGAGUGCAACUGUAACCUCAUUCACCAUGUCUCUCAGUAAGACCCUUGAGUUGGAGCAUUUCGACGAACGGAACAAGGUUCGCCGGGGACGCUCCACCCGACCCAAACGGGAUGACUCCACCGGCAGCGGUGGGGGUUCUGGCCCCAGUUCCAGGGGCAGCAGCCUGGUUCCCAGUCCUGCCCACAGCGCCAACUGCAGCUACUACCGGACCCGCACCCUGCAGGCCCUCACCUCAGAGAAGCGGGCCAAGAAGGUCCGGUUCUACCGCAAUGGGGAUCGGUACUUUAAGGGCCUGGUGUACGCUGUUUCUAGUGACCGGUUCCGGUCGUACGACGCGCUGCUGAUGGAGCUAACUCGAUCGUUAGCAGACAACCUUCAUCUGCCGCAAGGAGUUCGUACAAUCUACACCAUAGAUGGCUGCAAGAAGAUUACCAGUAUGGACGAACUGGUGGAAGGCGAGUGCUACGUCUGCGCCUCUAACGAACCGUACCGGAAGGUCGACUACACCAAGAUCUCCGUCACCAGCUGGAAGCCCGGCGCCGGUUCUGGAACCGCCGCCGCCGCCUCCAGCCGGACCCCGACGGCGUCCACCGGCGUGUCGACGACCGCCGGCGCCGUGGCCAAAGAGCGGCCCGAAGGUCGGGAGGGCAGGGAGAGCAAAGACUUCAUCAAACCCAAACUGGUGACGGUGAUCCGGAGCGGCGUGAAGCCGCGCAAGGCGGUGAGGAUCCUGCUCAACAGGAAGACGGCGCACUCCUUCGAACAGGUGCUGGCGGACAUUACAGAGGCCAUCAAGCUGGACUCUGGGGCGGUGAAGAGGCUCUACACCCUGGACGGGAAGCAGCUGACCUGUCUGCAGGAUUUCUUCGGGGAUGACGAUGUGUUCAUGGCGUGCGGGCCGGAGAAGUUUCGUUACGCGCAGGACGACUUUGUGCUGACGCAUUCUGGGAAAACGGCGACCUUCGUGAGCGAGUGCAGGACCAAAACGCCUCGUCCAGCCGCUCCUCAGAAAACCCCCAAAACUCCCAGCAGCUCCAGCUUCUCCUCCUCCAGGACGCCACCCAAAGGUUUAUCCAGGACCAAGUCACCGGGCUCAGCCAAUGAGGCGUCUGGAUCCCAGUCGGCUGUAAAGUCCAACAGAUCCAGUCCGUCUCCCACCAGUCCCGGGACGCGACGCAACCUAAAGAUUUCUCCUCGCCGUGCGUCUUCCACUGAGGUGAACGGGGAAGCCGAGCAGCCGGACGAUGCAGAGGAAGUGAACGGAAACCGAUCCGUUUCGUCCUCCACCAUCAACGAGAAGUACAAGGUGGGAAAAGUGAUCGGAGACGGAAACUUUGCUGUGGUGAAGGAGUGUGUGGAGAGGUCGACCGGUCAGGAGUUCGCUCUGAAGAUCAUCGAUAAAGCUCGAUGCUGCGGGAAGGAACACCUGAUAGAGAACGAGGUGGCGGUUCUGAGGAGGGUCCGGCAUCCCAGCAUCAUCCAGCUGAUCGAGGUGGACGAGACGCCCACGCAGCUCUUCCUGGUCAUGGAGCUCGUUAAGGGCGGCGAUCUGUUCGACGCCAUCACCUCCUCCACCAAGUACAGCGAGCGAGACGCCAGCGCCAUGGUGUUCAACCUGGCCGGCGCCAUCAAGUAUUUACACCGGAUGAACAUCGUCCACCGAGACAUCAAACCAGAGAACCUGCUGGUGUGUGAAUAUCCGGACGGCACCAAGUCCCUGAAGUUGGGCGAUUUCGGUCUGGCGACGGUGGUGGAGGGUCCGCUGUACACCGUCUGCGGCACGCCGACGUACGUGGCGCCGGAGAUCAUCGCUGAGACCGGUUACGGUCUGAAGGUGGACAUCUGGGCGGCGGGAGUCAUCGCCUACAUCCUGCUCUGUGGAUUCCCUCCUUUCAGAAGUGAGAAUAACGUCCAGGAGGAACUAUUUGAUCAGAUCCUCAGAGGGAAGCUGGAGUUUCCAUCUCCAGACUGGGACAACAUCAGCUUAUCGGCAAAGAUGCUGAUCAGUCAGAUGCUCCAGGUGAACGUUGACGCUCGGUUCACUGCUGAGGAAGUUCUCUCCCACCUCUGGGUGACGGACGAGGCACCCGGAGAGUCCAACACUGUGAGCGGCCCUGAAGAUCACGCCAGUGAAGAGGCGCAGGAGUCGGAUCGUGAAUCUCCGAUUCUGGAGACGAAACAAGUUCCCUCACCGCUGGUUUAGGCCACAUCCCAGUCCCACCAACAUGAUGCAGACUGGGAGCAACCAACUGGGAGCUUCCUAAAGUCUCCAUUUAUCUCCAUUUAUCUGCAACCGGCUCCCUUUCAUUUCUAGGAAAGUAAAACUUUAAAAUAUAGACAGAUGUAAUUAAACAUUCUCUACUACAUUUUUGAUCCUCAACUAGUGACUUAAUUCACACAAAGUGAAGUUAUCCCAACAUCAUUUUAGGGACGAGAUGACGUUUAAUCUAAAACCAAACUGUCCAGUAGCUGCAUUUCCAUUACAAGUCUGUGCAAAAUCGUUGAUAUCCCAAAAAAACCCCACAAAUUCACAAUUACGACACUUCUGUUAAAUAAACAACAAUUAAAAUGACAGGUCUUUAAAAAUCAUGGGGCACCAUUUUCCUCAAACUACUUCCUGUCGUCUUGUUUGUCGUUUCCAGCAGUAGUAACAUCCAGUUGUUGAUCACAUGAUUUGUGCAAUGGGAAAUACACUGAUUUUGAUAAAACAUCCUAGCUCAAAAAGUUUUUCUUGAAAAAUGUUAACUUUUUUCAGAAUUGCUGUUUGCUGACAAAAGAUUUGUUACAUAAUUAAAAUUAUUUGAUUAUUGGAAACGCAGCUACUGGCAGUCAGACAAAUCCACUGUUUACUUAUAGAUUUAUUCAACACAUCCACAGGAUUUUCCCUCAGAUCUGGUCAGAAAUGUUAAAAAAAGUUUGAGAAAUUUGCCUUUCCUCUCAAAACCUUUUCCAAAUCAAAGCCCAAUAUCCCAGUUUGGACUUUUGAUUCUGAUUCCUGUUUCCAUGGAAACUAAAUCAACAGUCUUCUAUCUAGUUUCUUUUCCCUAAAUGAGGUUUUCAUUUCUAAACCGGUUUAUAGAGUAGCCUUAAGUCUAUUUUAAUUUCCAGAAAACUAAACGAGUUUGCAUUUUUUAAAAUGAACCCAAAGUUCAUUUUCUCAGCUUCUCUCUCUCUUUGGUCCUCUGACAUGGACCCAGUUUCCUGGUUCUUUACUCCAGACCAGUCUCUCCAGUAUUAAAUCCAGUUCGUCUCCUGGAAACCGUCCAGAGCGCGUGCCAAUUGAUCCCCAGAAGGUUUUGCACAAGGCCCGGUUCUGAUCCGUUAAAACAGGCGCCGCCACUGAAACCAAGCAGGACGUCCAUGAACCCACGGACACCAUCAAGGUGCUGCCGACUCCUUCGAUUGGACCUACUGAUCAAACACCACGGUCUGGAAUGAACUUUAAAUGGGAUUUUACUGGUUUUACUACAAAUAAGAACUGAUCCAACCUUCUCUGAAGUUCCUGCUAAACCAGGAUGUCUUCCAUUUAUCUGAAAAAGGUCCAACUGUUGUCUCUCCUUCACUGGAGAAAACUCACGUCUUCUUCUAUCAUCAACCAACUGAGGAGAUAUUUGAGCACUGUGCCUGUCUGCGCCGCUGAUCCAGUGUUUUGGUUUUUAUCAAUUAUCUUUAUAAAAAUAAUACAGAACCUUUGGAAAUAUCUCUCCUGAAGGAACAAUGUUUUCAUAUUUAUUUUUUGUUUGUUUAUCAACUGAAGUUUGAGUUGAUUGGAAGAAUCACGGGAAAAUGAAGGCAGCAAAUCUGAACUUUGGCUUUUCAUUAAGACAUAAUGAGCAAGAAAGAAAAGUCAGAACUCAAAACAUCCGUUAACCUGAAUCCCAUUUCCUGUUCAUCACAUCCAGGCUGCACUGCAAAAACACAAAAUAUUACCAAGUAUUUCUGUCUAGUUUCUUGUACAAAUAUCUUAAUACACGUAAAAUAAGAUGUAAGUUUUCUGCAAACGUUAGGAGCUUUAUUUUAAAUAAAUAAGUACUUUUAGUACUAGUAAAGUACUAGUUCCACUGGCAGAUUAUUUCACUGAUGACGAGGCAAAAAUGUCUUGUUAUAAGUAAAAUAAUCUGCCAAUGGGACCAGAACGUCUUUCUCAGUUUUAAAGAUUUACUUUAAAUAAUUUAGGUUUAAAUAAGCUCCUAUAUUUUGCUGAAAAGUUACUUAUAAGUUACAUUUGUCUUAUUUCAGGUGUAUUAAGGUGUUAGUACAAGAUACUAGACAAAAAUACUUGGUAAGAUUUUGUGUUUGUUGCAUUGAUAAGAAAAAGUGCUAGUUCCACUGACAGAUUUUUUAACAUAUAUGAAAAAAUUAGUCUUGCAUAUUUUGAAACAGCUUCUCUAAAUUAAUUCAGAUGCUUAACAGCAACCAAAGCUGCUGGUUCUUCUCCACCUGGCUGGAUUUAAAGGGAAACUUUAUCAUUUAAAUAACAGAGAUGAUAAAAUACUUUUGUCAGUAAUAAUUCUGAAAAAAUAUUGAGAUUUUAAUCUGGAAAAGAGAUUUGAACUGAACUUUGGAAAUGGGAUUCAGCCUCAGUCUUUAACUUCUGUUUUCUGCUUCUUCAUACUUUCACCUACUUUAAGAUAUUCUGUUUUAUUCCUGAUCAACUGACUUACAUCCAUUUUUAUCACCUGAACUGUUCAAGCAUCGCUUUAAAGAUGCAUUUGGAUUGAAUUUAAGGGCCCACUGAAGUCCAGAUGAUGAGCUCUUUGCUUCUCACUUUAUAUCAUUUUAGAUAAAAGGGUAAGACUGUAAAUAAUGUAGAUAUCGUUCUGUCAGUGUCUGUGUGCGUCUGUUGUGAAGUAGGAAAACAGUAGCAGAUUGAAGAAUAAGUAGUGUUACAAAUGAAAAGAACAAUCUCAUCGUCAAUGCCUCAAAAAAAAAAAAACUACCUAAAGAAAAUGAUUUUCCACUUAACUAAUAAACCAUUUUGACAUUUAAAUGUAAUUUCAGUAUUUAGAUAGUUAAAAAAAACAGAUAUUUGGGAUUCAAGAAAGGUAGCAAACAUCAAUGAAUCUCUUUCUUUUAUAUAAUCAUGUUACAUCCAACUAACGUUCGUCUCCAUUUGCACUUUCCAUGAAACUGUCUGUCCAAAGCUGCGUGUUUGUUUGAUGUUUUCACUUUUGGGGAAGAGGAACUUUUGAGAUGGGUGUUUGCAUCAAUGGGAAAGUAGUUCCCGUCUAUAAAACUUGAAAAGAAAGUGUCUGAAUAAACGCAUUGACCUGAUGCAGUGAUGCAACCUUUCCAUGGCCUUGACCUUUGGUUGGAGCCGCUCACUCACAGUUUGGCUGGAGGCUCUCCUGAAACUAUAAAUGUUCAAAUUCUUUGAAAUCGUUAAAAUUCAACCAUUUAUGGGCUGACUUUGACACAUAAAAGGUUUCUGUAGCCGUAAAUAUUUGGAAGAAACUGAACUUUAACUGAACAAUUCAGGCUGAAUUAUUAUUUAAGGGAAGCAUCUGAACAUUACAUGGACUGGUCCAGAAGUUACAAAUGAUUCACCACAAAUGGCAAACCUAAACCACUGGCAGCCCUCAAAGUUUAUUAAAGAUGCAAAAGUUAGUUUGAUUUUUAUUUUAUUUUUUAAGUGUUUCCUUCUUAAUAAAAUAUUUUUACGGAUUGUAUAUCACUAAAGAUCCAAAACAUAAACAGGCUUUGGAGUGCUGCCUUUUAAAAGAAAAACAUCACAUUUUCAAAUUCUUAUUUUCUGUUUGUUGGCCAAAUUUUUGCCACUAUUGACUUGAAAUCAGGGCCUGAACACAAACAUGACCUCUGACCCACAGUUUGGACGCCCCGGUUUUACAAACUCCUAUUAAUGUCCAAAGGGAUUUGAAUCAUGUGUGUCAAAGAAUCUGACUUUUGCUGAUGCAAACAGAUUUUCAGCUGCAUUUAGUUGUUUACAGUCAAAUGUUUUAGUUCCUUAAACUAAAACAUUUAAACUAAAACAGUAAAAGUUUCCGAUGAGCUCAGAUUGUUUUCAACCAUCCCAGGUUUCUCUACUUGUCACUGAGGUGUAAAAUUACAUCAACUUUUGUUAUUGCGAUUCCAACAAGUCUGUCUUUCUGAGCUGUUGUUACCUUGGAGAAAAACUCCAGCCAAACUUUGGAUUGGCGACUUGACCUUUGACCUUCUAUGCCUGCUAUGAACCCAGUGGUCUUAAUUCUUUUCUCUUUGCUUUAUACCAAACCAAGAGGAGCCUUCAGUUGUUGUUGUUUGUCCUGCUAACACCUGAGUCAAAAAUGAGAGAAAAUCUGUUCAGUUCAUGAGAAUCUUUGAUUAAAAAAAUGCUUUAGUUUUUCAAACUCUGUAAAAGAAAAAAAGCGUUCUACCAAAAUUUAUUUAGUCUUGCAGAUAAACUUUUAAGUAGUGCAUCAAGAUAACUGAAAACUUACAAAAAACAUGAAUCCAGAAUUGAAAGAAAACAUUGGAAGCAUUAGAGCCAUGUUAAAAAAAUAAAUUAAUAACAUUGUGAGAAUAAUACGAGAAUAAAGUUGUGGUAUUACUAUAAAAAGUCAUAACAUUACAACUUAAAUAUUAUGACUAAUCUGAUAAUAUUCUAACUAUUCUCAUAUGACUUUAUUCUCAUAAUUUUAGUACUAUAUUCUAAUGAAUUCAACUUAAUUCUUGCACAACUGUAUUCUUGUAAUAUUGUAACUUUAGUCUUUUAAUUUUAUUACUAUAUUCUCACAUUAUUAUGACUUUAUUCUCCUAAUUAAAUUUUUUACUUUUAGUGCGGCUCUAAUACUUAAUGGUAAAAGCAUGUACGCAGAAAUAAGUAAUAUCUGAAUUUGUAUUUAAGAUUGCAGUAAAUAGUCCAAAAAUUGACUGAUGACUGAUUAUUAUUUUUUUGUUUUUGCCACUUUUUUCUGUGUUUUCCGUCUCACUGACAGGUAACCAAAAGCAGAGAAGCAACUCUCUCAUUUUUCUAAACUUCCCAUUGAAACCUUGAGGCCAGUUCUCUUUAAAUCACAGAUAAAGCUUUACUGACAUGCAGUGUUCAGGUUUUAUUGGACCGUGCAAUGCGGAAAUCAAAGAUAAGACGUAGCUGAACUGAUUUUUUCCCAAGCAGAUUGAAUCAGGUGGCUUUACUUACUGGGCCCUGUUUGUUUGUUUGUUUGUUUGUUUGUUUGUUUGUUUGUGUGGGUGUGUGUGUGCAUGUGUGUGUAUUUACUUCACUUCAAGCCUCAUUGUUAUUGAUUGAAAUUAAUUUUCAUUUACAUGAAGUGACAAAAAUCCCAAAUUUGAAGGAAAUUGGUCAAAUUUUUCCAAAAAAGUAGAGACUGAGCUUCAUGUUCAUUUAACUCAGCUACAACAUAGUAAUAACUGACAUAUAUACAGUAGAUAAUUUUGGGUAGAACGUCUUCUUCCUGAAAUGCCUUUGAUAAAAUGAGUCAAGUUUUCCCAUGAAGGAACUGUGGGAACAGCAGUGUUUUCUAAUGACAUGUUUUAAUCUCACAAUAAGCUGUAAUCUUUAUGUCUGUCGAGGUGAAAAUGUGUAUGUUUGCUGGGAUCUGGGUGGAAAUGAGGAAUCCCUUAUUGUGUUGAAAAGAUUAAUUAAACUGUGAAAUAAAAGUCUUGCUGACA